GGGAACGUAAACACAACAUCCGGAAAACGUUGUUAGCGUCACUGCAGUCAGCACCGGUUUGACCCUCAGCGGCUCUCGGGAGGUUCAGCUGACGUCGGGAAAGUUCAGGAGCAGACUGAUGGCCCUGAAAUUUACUCAGAACCUUCAGCUUCUCCAGUUCAGCAUCCAUCAUUACUUUGCUGGACUCAUAUCGGUCAGGCUCCUUUGCAGCAGUAGUUUGGGCCGUUCCUCCUGCGCUGCCUGUCUCUGUACGUCAGCCGCCCGCUGUAUCCAGACUCACGGCUGCAGGAAACUCCGGACGGACUUCAGCUCGAGGAAUGUGACCACCACAGUCAGGGAGCCGUCGUUUUUCGCCAGCAGCUCUGUGGGAAUCCACAGAGACUCUGAGCUCCGGUUCCGUCUGACCCAACUGCACCGACCCUCUUCUGACGAAGAGAAGAGCUUCCACCAGAAGCUGGUGUGCUGCUCCAGUUCCCGGCAGGUGUUCAAGCUGCUGUGCUCGGUGGAUGUCCUGUCUGACACCAUGGCAGCCGCCUGUCUCCACCGCGUGGCUGACCUGGAGCAGGACGGCGCCGCGCUGAGAGACCCGUCGGUGCUGGAGAAGGAUGCCAUCAGGGCCCUCUGUUUCCAGCUGGAGCAGGACUCGGAGCGGCUAACAGAAGCAGGGCUGGUGUCGGCGCUGCUUGCCUGCACCCGCCUGUUUCUGGAUCCCUGGAGCACACUGAUGGUGCGCCUGGUCACAGAGAGCCAGAAACGGCUCGACGGGGAGCAAAUGGCGGUAGGAGAGCUGUGCAUGCUGGGUCAGGCCAUGCUGGCCAUGGAAGGUCCAGGGUCCGCCAUGCUGGAGCAGGUGAUGGGACAGAUCCAGAAGCAGGAGCCCGACGAGUGGAGCCUCCCGGAUCUCGUAGCCGUCUACAGACUUCUGGAAGUGUGUGUGGGUGAAGAUGGGAAGCACGGCGACUUGUUGAACGCCAUGCACACCCACGCGGUGACGGUCACCUCCAGGAUGGACCCGCCUGCGGUCAGCGGAGUGCUGAGUUCGCUCGUCGCUCUGAACCAGAAGCAGGCCAUGCCUCUGGUGAUCGGUCUGUGUAAGCAGGCCGUGCGACACGUACCUCACUUCAGCGACGAAGAGCUCAGCCACGUCUUGGCCGCUCUGAUCCACUUCGGCCACAGCGACCGCUACUUUGUGGACGCGAUGCAGAAGCACGUCCCUAAAAUGGCCUUCACCUCGCACCCAGAGACCGUAUCCAUGGUGACGGAGUUCUUCAGCCGCAGGAGGAUCCUGUCCCCGACGGUCUUCAAUGCUGUCGCCGAGAACUUCGUGUACCGGGCGGACAGCUACAGCACCAGCCAGGUUGCCAGGCAGAUCAUGGCCUUUGGGAAACUGGGCUACCUUCCGCCCAACGUCGGCCAGCUGUUCAGGAAGGUGGAGACCAUCCUGCACACUCGUUUUUCUCAGUUCCAGCCUCGGAUGCUGCUGAACUUGCUGCACGCCUGCACCCUGGUCGAGAGGUUCCCCGUCAACUUUCUCUCUAAAGUCUUCAGCAGUUAUUUCCUGCAGCAACUACAAGAUCAGGACCUGAGGAUUGAACGGACGGUUCUGGCGCAGCUGACUCAACUCUACAUGACCGUGAAGCUGGAGUGUCCCAUCUACGAGGGUCCUCAGCUCCUUCCAAAGUACCGUGUCAAGUCCUUCCUCACGUCCAAUCGCUCCCUGGAGACGCCGGUUGAUCAGCAGCUGUAUAACUCGGUCAAAUCGGGGCUGGUGGAUUUACUCGGAGACCGAUCGUUCUUCGGAUCUCAAGUUCUCACGCCGUACUGCUACACGCUGGACGUGGAGAUAAAGCUCGAUGAGGAGGGAUACGUUCUGCCUGCCAGCCACACUGAUGAAGUGUACAAGAGGAUAGCUCUAUGUAUCGAUGGACGGAAGAGGUUCACAACUAAUGUAAGACAGCUUCUUGGGAAAGAGGUCAUCAAGCAGAGACAUCUGCAGCUGCUGGGCUAUGAAGUUGUGCAGAUUCCGUUUUAUGAGUUUGAAAAAUAUCGCAGCAUGAGCAAAGUGGUGGAGUAUCUUCACCAGAAAAUCUUCCCUCAUACAUUCAGGCUGAGCUGGUGAUGAGAAGGUUUGCUUAAAGAAAUGCAUAUUUAUUUUUGCUAACUACAGUCCCUGCCAAAAAAGCAAUGUCUUGAAGAUAUGUUAAUAAUUAUGACAUAUUUAACCUAUCAUUAAAGUGGCUUUUUUUGUA
Messenger RNA from Xiphophorus maculatus (southern platyfish), 2249 nucleotides. RefSeq names its product FAST kinase domains 3 (gene fastkd3). The transcript is spliced from 7 exons. The record is from RefSeq and is a predicted model, not a curated record. Gene Ontology annotation, cellular component: ribonucleoprotein granule; mitochondrial matrix. Gene Ontology annotation, biological process: mitochondrial RNA processing; regulation of mitochondrial mRNA stability. Gene Ontology annotation, molecular function: RNA binding. NCBI's taxonomy places the organism in Eukaryota, Metazoa, Chordata, Actinopteri, Cyprinodontiformes, Poeciliidae. The coding region runs from base 119 to 2119 and encodes 666 amino acids.